AUGAUAGCGGUGAGUGGCCUCGCACUUAGUACAUCCCUACCUCACAAUUCCCCCACUCAUGCAGAAGAGAUAGAAUCCCUGAAAGAUGCAGCGAGUACCGCAGCCCGCGGAAUGCUGAAAUACUAUCAUGGCAACGAACCCGGCCAAACCCCGGGAACACUGGAAGGAACGUGGUGGGAAGUGGGGGCUAUGUUUAUGACACUGGUGCAAUACUGGCGUGUUAGCGGUGAUUCUUCUCACAAUGAUCUUACAACACAAGGGCUUCAAUGGCAGGCUGGAGAUGACCAUGACUAUCUCCCUGCCAAUAGCUCUGCUUACCUGGGCAACGAUGACCAGAUGUUCUGGGGCCUCGCGGCCAUGACCUGUGCGGAGACGAAAUAUCCUGAUGUCUCUGAUGGACCAUCGUGGCUGUCCCUUGUGCAAGGUGUCUUCAACAACCAAAUCCCCCGCUGGGAGAUGCAGACCUGCCAUGGUGGUCUGCGAUGGCAAAUACAUUCAUGGCUGCCCGGGUAUGACCUCAAGAACACGAUUUCAAAUGGCGGAUUGUUCCAGAUAGCUGCCCGCUUGGCUCGGUACACAGGGGACCAGAAGUAUGCAGACUGGGCGACAAAGAUCUGGGACUGGAUGGCUAGUAGCCCACUGCUAGACACGAAGACGUGGAAUGUGGCCGAUACAACCUCUGUGACUAACGAUUGUAAGACCAAUGGCAACGAGCAGUGGACAUACAACUACGGGACGUUGCUUAGCGGGGCGGCGUACAUGUACAACCUGACAAAUGGAGACCCGAAAUGGCUCGACGCCGUCGAUGGACUACUCAACGCCUCCCUUCGAAUUUUCUUCCCCCCGAUGUAUAACAAUGGUACGGUCCUAUCCGAGGUGUCCUGCGAGACAAUCGAGACCUGUGACAGGAAUCAGAUGUGUUUCAAAGGGUUCCUGUCCAUCUGGAUGGCCUACACAGCCACCCUAGUUCCCUCCACUGCGGAGCGGAUUAUCCCCCGGCUACAAGGGUCAGCGGAAGCCGCAGCGAGGCAGUGUUCUGGAGGCCAGAGUGGGACCGAAUGUGGGGUCCGAUGGUACGAGGAUAAGUGGGAUGGGAAGAACGGUUUGGAGACUCAGAUGAGCUCCCUGAGCAUUUUUACGGCAAACCUUAUGCUUCAGUCGAAUGAGCAGCCUGUAACUUCGUCAACUGGAGGCGAGAGCAAGAGUGACCCAAAUGCAGGGACUGGAGGCAAGUCGAGGGAGCCUGAGUCACCACGCAAGAUUACAACCGGUGAUCGAGCGGGCGCUUGGAUUAUAACUUUAGUGGUGGGGAUUGCAUGUAUUGCUAUCAUAGUGUGGUUGGUUUGGGAGUAG
Messenger RNA from Aspergillus caelatus, 1353 nucleotides. RefSeq names its product glycoside hydrolase family 76 protein. Gene Ontology annotation, molecular function: mannan endo-1,6-alpha-mannosidase activity. Gene Ontology annotation, biological process: carbohydrate catabolic process; fungal-type cell wall biogenesis. The record is from RefSeq and is a predicted model, not a curated record. Lineage: Eukaryota; Fungi; Ascomycota; Eurotiomycetes; Eurotiales; Aspergillaceae. Bases 1 to 1353 code for a protein of 450 amino acids. The transcript is spliced from 3 exons.